GUUUGACAAGGCUUUCCCAUUCCUCCGCCAUUCUUGUGGCUCUUUGCAGUAGAAGGGCACGAAGAGAGCAGUGCCCAGUAAACCAAGGACUUGGUACUUUGUCGUUCAACCAUGCUGUCUAGGGUCGUUUUCGUUUCAGGUAUGCAAUGCCAGCCUUUUAUACAUACGAUUGAGUUGAAAUAGCAGUAGUAAUGCCACGAAGUGUGGCUGACUUGAAUGUGAAUCUGAAGGGUAAAGUCAGGAGGAGAAGGCCGCCCUCACAUUGAAUGAGCAACAUGCAACCCUAGCAAGGCUAACGACAGCUAGUAAAUGUAACUAUAAAUGUAACUUGCAAAAUGUUAUUCAUUUGUCCAAUUUGGGUAGGUAUUGCACAGGUUUUGAAAUAGUUAGCUAAAUGUCAAGGUAAGUCAUUGUUUUUCGCGAUAUUAGUUAGAUAACUAAAGUUAGCCUGGUUUGAUUUCUGCCCUUGGCUAGCCAACAUAUCUGACCCGCUUGUUUACAACUGCACUAGGGUCAGACCGCAUUUCUGUGUAGAUUAAGUUACUCUGGAGCCUAAGCGAGAUAUGGUUCAGAAAACAUACCUCAAUCCAGAGAUGAGAAAUGCGUUGCACUCUGAAUUGUCCCAUUAUCCCAACUGUUACUCUGAGAAGAUUAAACAACUGCUAGUUUAAGUAAAAUGCAGUUUUCGUCCUCAUGCUAGCUAGCAGUAGCCACAGCAGCCAUUAUGGAUGCAAGUCGCGUUGAACAACAAAGGAGCUGAUUGGCUGACACUUCCAUUCCAAAAUGGCUGCUGUGGCUUCUGCUACCUAGAAUGAGGAGGAAAAGGACAGUUUUCAGAGCAAACUUGAUAUUUAUUUUCCGAGCCAUGUCUCCUCAGUGUCUUAAUCUAAAUGGGUCAUUCUCAUGAAACGGUCCAAAAAAACAAGUGUAAUUUUUGAUUAAAUUUCCUCUUGAAUCACUGAGAUUAGGAUCUGUAAUGAUCUAUUUCAUAAUUAUUGUAGUUUCUUUAUCAGAUAUGCAUUUUCCAAAAAUGCACAUUACGUAACAGUUUUUGAAGUCCCAUUUUUUUUUUUAAUACAAUUAACAUUGCUCCCCUAAUGAAAAGGCCUGAGUUAAACAACACUGAACAUAAAAAUAUUUCAAAUGAAAUUAUACAAUUAUUAUGAAAUUAAAUCAGACUUUUCCCCCAAUUUUAGUUCUUUAGCCUUUUCGGUAAUGGCGAAGGCCAAGUGGGGUAAAGAGGGUGUUUUGAGAAUAAGAACUUCAUUCUGAAGGAAUAUAAGUGAAUAAAUUAACUUGUGCUCAUCUAAGGAUUACUCCUCCAGAUGAUGCAUCAUGGGGUGAAUAAAACUUUAUUUAAAAACUGAUUGGAGUUUUUACAGGAACUUGAAGAAGUGUUACGUUAAUGACAUGUUCAGACACUGUUUGUACAUAAUAAAUAUUAUAGUUUAAUGUAAACUUCAACUAGUAUACAAUUUUUUCAGAUUUAUGGACAAACUAGACCAACAUAUUUUGUGUUUUAUCCAAAUAAGUUAGGUUUUUCUAAAGAUCUUUUAUAUUUUUUAUUAAACGACACAACAUUUAAUCCGGACGCAUUUCGGUAAUGAGAAUUUGGCCUGGAAAUAUUUGAACAUACUUUACCGGUUGACCGUGGGGUUGGUCCUUUUGGAGGUAGGAAUGUGAGACUAUAUAUCCACAGUAAAGUAUAAUAACAAACUUUUCAAAGCGCUGGUAGUGUGUUCAGAUUUCUAUCACCUGAAGCAUGAGCAGGACAACCGCAUGGACAACCGGUAAAGUACGUUAAAAUAUUUCAACUUUUUGGGCUAGUAGAGGUCGUGCAACAAGCUAACUGUUUGCAAAGCUAACUGGCAGUUGGCAACACCUCUUGCAAGUUCAUGCGUGAUAUUGGCCUCUUGAAGUUUGUAUUUGUUAGGUAAGUAUUUAGGUAACUAGCUAGCUAGUUAUCCAUGUAGCUGUCCAAGUAAAACUCAACUCCACGAUGUACUUCAGGUUAACCGAGUUGAGCAGCAACAAGUGUGGGCAGACUGGAGCUCCAACAGUACAUUCAAUUAAGUUUGUAUGUGUGCUGAAUGCUGGAAAUGAAAUCUGUAGUUUUUGUGUUUAAAUAAACGCUCCAGUCCGCCCACUCUCGUCGCCGCUCUAUCAUGUAACUAGCAAGCUAGAGACUAUUGAAUUCUGGAAGCUUGCUAACUAGCUAGCAUGGUAACGCUUGCAGAUGCCAUGGCUUAUUGCGCUUGACGGCUGACUAAAAGUUGAGACUAAAGCUUGUCAGUGUGUACAGUUCACAAGCACAUUCUCUUUGUUUGAUUGAUUGCAUAAGUAAAAGUCCAUAUUCAUCUCUACAAUUAUGUUCAAAAUUGAGCACAAACGCUGCACUCUUUGAGCAACUACGGUGCAAGUUUAGUGUUACGUCACAGCACAUCUCUUGUUUUUGAUGCUAAGUAAAUCCUAUUCUCUCUACAAUUAUGUUCAAAAUUGAGCAACAGAGCACUCUUUCAAGCAGCCACAGUCUCCACAUGUUAGUUCUUGACACUUCAGAGAAGUUCACAACCAUUUGCUUUUUUUCCUCCAGCUAAUGCUGUAAAGAGCAGUGGUCCCCUCGGCGCUGGGUAUGCAUCUGUUGUCUUAUUAUGACUUCCAACCUUUAACUGAAGCAAACAUUGGUAUUUAUUAAAUAUACAUAUAAACUGAAAUAAGGGUGACAAAAUUAUAACGGUCACCUUGAACUCAACAUUUAAGAUCUACAUGCCCAUCCCUUCUGCAGUUCCUGUAAUAAGUCGUCUGUCUGUCCUCCCAGGUUGGUCCAGCUGUCCCACCUCCACACGUCCCCCAGCAGCCAGGCCCCAGUCCCCGCUCUGCCAGACAAAGGAGGCAAGACACGCCAUGGAAUCAUCCCAGAGGAACUCUUUCAGCUCCUGUACCCAAAGACUGGAGUCACAGGUCAGUAGAACUUCCCCAAACCUGGAGCAUCGUUCAGCAACGUUCGGAUAGAAAUAUGACAUGUAGAACAGACAUGCCUCACUGAUAUGUAGACUAAUAAUUUCAGCUGUAUUCGUUACAUUUCUAUCUGCGUGAUCAACGAUGUUUGCAUAUUGAAUGUGGUCACUCCUCUCACCUUUCCUCAUCUCCUCCUCUUCUCUCCUCCUCUCCUCCUCCCCUCAUCUCCUCCUCCCCUCCUGCCCUCAUCUCCUCCUCUUCUCUCCUCCUCCCCUCAUCUCCUCCUCCCCUCAUCUCCUCCUCUCCUCCUCCCCUCAUCUCCUCCUCUCCUCCUGCCCUCAUCUCCUCCUCCCCUCAUCUCCUCCUCUCCUCCUGCCCUCAUCUCCUCCUCCCCCUCAUCUCCUCUUCUCUCCUCCUCCCCUCAUCAUCUCCUCUUCUCUCCUCCUCCCCUCAUCUCCUCCUCUCUCCUCCUCCCCUCAUCUCCUCCUCUCUCCUCCUCCUCCUCUCUCUCCUCUCCUCCUUUCCUCCUCCCCUCAUCUCCUCCUCUUCUCUCCUCCUUUCCUCCUCUCCUCAUCUCCUCCUCUUCUCUCCUCCUUUCCUCCCAUCUACUCUUCCCUUGACACUCACCUCACUCCUGUCCUGUUGUCUCCAGGCCCCUACAUGCUGGGUGCUGGGCUACUCACAUACAUCCUCUCCAAGGAGAUCUACAUCAUCAACCACGAGACCUUCGCUGCUGCCUGCAUGGGUACCGUCAUCAUCUAUGGUGUCAAGAAAUUCGGCCCCGACGUUGCAGCUUUCGCUGACAAACUGAACGAGGUGGGGAAUUUGUCCUCGGUCUGUUUGGGUUAUUUGAUCAUUCAUUGCAGGAGUUGUUAGCAUAAAUGUAUGUUGUAGUUGUGCUCUGGAGUGCUGAAAAGAUGCACCAUGUCAACACACAGCCUCGUUUCUACUCAAUUUUAAAUUUAGGCUUUGAGCUCCCCCUUAAUGCCAGCCAGUUCAGAGACAUUUCAUAUGUUUGAGGAAAUGGAUCCAUACUGCAAACGGUCCAUACUGCAAACGGUCCAUACUGCAAACGGUCCAUACUGCAAACGGUCCAUACUGCAAACGGUCCAUACUGCAAACGGUCCAAACGGUCCCAUGCUGCAAACGGUCCAAACGGUCCAUCGUACGCCAAACGGUCCCUCUGAGGCUCGUAGUCUCAUAGCUGACCUAUGACCCUGACCCUCUGAUGUUGUCUGUGUGGUUUUACAGGAGAAAGUUCAGAAGGCUCAGGAAGUGAAGGACCUGGCCAUGAGCAGCUUGGCUCAGGCCAUCCAGGAUGAGAAGAAGGAACAGUGGAGGGCGGAGGGCCGACAGAUGCUCUUCGACGCUAAGAGGGUGAGUGUGACUGACUGAGGGUAGAACACGGGUCUCCUUUAUGCAUUCAAGACCGUGUUAAAUCUGAGCUAAAAUCUAGGCUCGACCAUACACACCCAAAUUAGGUGGAAUCAAGCCAACUAAAAAGCAUUUGAUAGAGACCUAUUGAACAUGGUCUUUACUCUGUGUAACCACUCCUAGGGCUGGUUUAAUUGAGCAUAGACCUUGAUUAAAAAUCAUUCUCAAUGGAGAAUAUCUGUUGAAAGAGUGUUUUAGUUCAAGACUAAACUUUAUCUGGGUCUGGGAAACCAGACUGUAAUGUCUUGGUAGGAUUUUGGCAUGAGAUGGUGUACUAAUGUCUUCUCCUGUCCUGUCCUCUUCUCCUGUUGUCCUGUCCUCCUGUCCUCUUCUCCUGUUGUCCUGUCCUCCUGUCCUCUUCUCCUCUUCUCCUGUCCUCUUCUCCUGUUGUCCUCUUCUCCUGUUGUCCUGUCCUCUCCUCCUGUCCUGUCCUCUUCUCCUGUCCUCUUCUCCUGUUGUCCUGUCCUCUUCUCCUGUCCUCUCCUCCUGUCCUGUCCUCUUCUCCUGUCCUCUUCUCCUGUUGUCCUGUCCUCUUCUCCUGUUGUCCUGUCCUCCUGUCCUCUUCUCCUGUCCUGUUGUCCUGUCCUCCUGUCCUCUCCUCCUGUCCUGUUGUCCUGUCCUCCUGUCCUCUCCUCCUGUCCUGUUGUCCUGUCCUCCUGUCCUCUCCUCCUGUCCUCUUCUCCUGUUGUCCUGUCCUCUUCUCCUGUCCUCUUCUCCUGUGUCCUGUCCUCUCCUGUCCUCUUCUCCUUUCCUCCUCUUCCCUCCUCAUUCCCUCCUCUCCUCCCCCACCCCCCCCACCUCAGAACAACGUGGCCAUGCUGCUGGAGACCAACCGCAGGGAGAGGGUCCACAUGGUGACCAACGAGGUGAAGAAGAGGCUGGACUACCAGAUCGCCCUGCAGGCCCUCCACCGCCGCAUGGAGCAGGAACACAUGGUUAACUGGGUGGAGAAGAACGUUGUCACCAGCAUCACCCCCCAGCAGGUGGGUUAGGGAUGGGAGACAGAUGGGAACAUUACAUACUUGACUGGAGUGUGUAGUCAGUGUGUGUAUAGUUGGUAUAUAGUCGUGUGAGUGGGUAGUCACUCUCCUGAGUGGCGCAGUGGUCUAAGGCACUGCAUCGCAGUGCUAACUGUGCCACUAGAUCCUGGUUCGAAUCCAGGCUCUGUCGCAGCCGGCCGCGACCGGGAGACUCAUGGGCGGCGCACAAUUGGCCCAGCGUCGUCCAGGGUAGGGGAGGGAAUGGCCGGCAGGGAUGUAGCUCAGUUGAUAGAGCAUGGCGUUUGCAAUGCCAGGGUUGUGGGUUCGAUUCCCACGGGGGGCCAGUAUUAAAAAAAUAUGUAUUCACUAACUGUAAGUCGCUCUGGAUAAGAGCGUCUGCUAAAUGACUAAAAUGUAAAUGUAAAUGUAGUCGGUGUGUGUAGUCGUGUGUGUGCGUAUAUAGUCAGUAUGUAGUUGGUGUGUAUGUAGGUGGAAGGUGUAACAGUAUACAGGUGAGUCAGAAAAUAAAAUCUCAGAGAGAUACGGUGUAUAAAAAAUAAAAUUAAACUCUCCACUAGAGGUAGUUACUGUACCCUGCCAUGUUUCUGGUAGGUAGGUAGCUUGUUCUCAAAAUGAACUUGGCAAAUGUCAGCCGGCGUUUGCUGUAUUGAUGGGCAACAGAAUUACAGCUCAACCCGCUGCAAUUUGGUUUAUUUUGACUUUUUAAAAAAUGUAUUCUUGUUUCAGUUGACCCUUGACCUUGCUAAUGCCUUGCUGUCUGACUAACCGUGUUUGUUCGUUCUGUGUUUCAGGAGAAGGCGAGUAUUGCCAAGUGCAUCACAGACCUGAAGGUGUUGGCUAAAAUCCAGCAGGCUAAGGCCACUGCAUAACUCACUACUGUGCUGUCUACACCUUUGCCACUGAACCCCAACUCAUUGAUGCCCACUUUUCAUUACAAAUCAACUAUUUCCUCUUAACGAUAUGGUCUCUGUCCAUGUUAUGAGUGUAUAUACACAUCAACUGAUCAUAAAAUAAAAGGUUCAUUUUAUUCACUAA
Messenger RNA from Coregonus sp. 'balchen', 6428 nucleotides. NCBI's taxonomy places the organism in Eukaryota, Metazoa, Chordata, Actinopteri, Salmoniformes, Salmonidae. The record is from the annotation of a GenBank genome assembly.